AUGUAUCAGAAAGACACAAGUAUCAGAAAGACACAAGUAUCAGAAAGACACAAGUUCCAGAAAGACACAAGUAUCAGAAAGACACAAGUUCCAAAAAGACACAAUUUUGACAUACAAAGUGACAGAGCAGUUCACUUACACGAGAAGACACAGAAAGACACAAGUAUCAGAAAGACACAGGUAUCAGAAAGACACAAGUAUCAGAAAGACACAAGUUCAGAAAGACACAAGUAUCAGAAAGACACAAGUUCCAGAAAGACACAAGUAUCAGAAAGACACAAGUUCCAGAAAGACACAAGUAUCAGAAAGACACAAGUAUCAGAAAGACACAAGUAUCAGAAAGACACAAGUAUCAGAAAGACACAAGUUCCAGAAAGACACAAGUAUCAGAAAGACACAAGUUCCAAAAAGACACAAGUAUCAGAAAGACACAAGUAUCAGAAAGACACAAGUUCCAGAAAGACACAAGUAUCAGAAAGACACAAGUAUCAGAAAGACACAAGUAUCAGAAAGACACAAGUAUCAGAAAGACACAAGUAUCAGAAAGACACAAGUAUCAGAAAGACACAAGUAUCAGAAAGACACAAGUAUCAGAAAGACACAAGUAUCAGAAAGACACAAGUAUCAGAAAGACACAAGUAUCAGAAAGACACAAGUAUCAGAAAGACACAAGUAUCAGAAAGACACAAGUAUCAGAAAGACACAAGUUCCAGAAAGACACAAGUAUCAGAAAGACACAAGUUCCAAAAAGACACAAGUAUCAGAAAGACACAAGUAUCAGAAAGACACAAGUAUCAGAAAGACACAAGUAUCAGAAAGACACAAGUAUCAGAAAGACACAAGUAUCAGAAAGACACAAGUAUCAGAAAGACACAAGUAUCAGAAAGACACAAGUUCCAGAAAGACACAA
Molecule: messenger RNA, 910 nt
Organism: Saccoglossus kowalevskii
Lineage: Eukaryota; Metazoa; Hemichordata; Enteropneusta; Harrimaniidae
Product: splicing regulatory glutamine/lysine-rich protein 1-like
Source: RefSeq, a predicted model, not a curated record